Anthonomus grandis grandis is the source of this 5060-nucleotide messenger RNA. Its product is annotated as cation-independent mannose-6-phosphate receptor-like. Gene Ontology annotation, molecular function: D-mannose binding; signaling receptor activity. The transcript is spliced from 16 exons. The record is from RefSeq and is a predicted model, not a curated record. Gene Ontology annotation, biological process: lysosomal transport. NCBI's taxonomy places the organism in Eukaryota, Metazoa, Arthropoda, Insecta, Coleoptera, Curculionidae. Bases 335 to 2605 code for a protein of 756 amino acids.
CUUGACCAUCGGUGCAUUCCCUAAACAUAACCGUUAACCAGUAAUGUUUCGGUAGUUCUAGUUUUCAUGAGAUGCAUGAUUUUCUUAAAAUCAAAACAACUUUCUGGUCAAAUAUUUAGGCUGGUCAAAAUGAAACUUUGGGUUAUGGAUUGAGUAAUUAUUUUGUACAUGUAUUUAUUUUAGCAUGGUAAUAAAUAUAGAAUAUCAACAUAAAAAAAUUCUUGACUGAAUGGAGAAAAGUAUGUAGAAAAUACAUAUUGCUUAGCUCACAUUUCUGAAGUGUUUAAAUGUUUAAUGUUUCAUAAUUUGUGAAUAGAGCCCAUGAGAUAAAAAGAUGGAAAUGGCUUCUUCAAUUUCGUUUGUGUAUAUACUUCCUUUUUUGAUAAUAGCUAAUGCAUUCCCAUGGAUUUUUGAUGAGUCUGUUAAAUAUUGUAAUUAUCUUCAAGAUGGUACAAGACAUCUGUAUAUUGAAACUUUGAGCAAAACUCAAGCAGUGCGAGUAAACUCCACACAUUUAAUUUAUUUUAAGUCGUGUGGUAGUUUUGUUACACAUGAAGAAUGUCCCUCUAAAUCUGUAGCUUGCAUUAAAGAUGUUGAAUUAAAUCAAACAUAUGGGUUGGGAACCCAUCUCAACUUUUCAGAUGAAGGCAUUUCCAUGUUAUUGGUAUCAAAGAAUGCAGGAAAAUGUGAAGAAUAUUCGAUAGCGAUACAGUUGGAGUCAAGGAAGGAUAAAUCAUCAUUUAUUGCCUACGAUAACAAAACUUGCACUUAUAAAGUGGCCACCAAAUAUUCAAAAAUCUUCAAAAAGACAGAAUGUGGACUUUACAUAAAUGGCAAAUACAUUGACUUUGAUCCGCUAGAUAUAACUUACACAGUAAAUGCUAAAGAAAAGAAUUUUAGUAUCAAACUCUGCGGCUUAAAUCCACAAUGUGGUGAAGGCAACAACGCUUGUGAAAUUACCAACGAUACACUAACGCCGAUUUCUUUAACAAGUUCUUUGCAGCGUUUUUUUUUGGGCGAGGAAAAUAUAGUUGUUAUUUAUGGUAAAACUCUUAAAAAUCCAAAUAACAGAACUGACAAAAAGUUUGAAGUUUUUCUUAAAUGCGAUUGGGAUAAGAUACAUGUAAGGAGUGAAGAUUUAAAGUACGUGCCCAAACCGAAGCAAGGUCAUAAGUUUACUUUUGAACUAAACACUUUAUAUGGGUGCGUUAAAAGGUCUAUGCCUUGUGUGGUACAGGAUCAAAAUUUUCUUUAUAAUUUAACAGGACUCUAUAUCGAACAUCCUGAGGCAUGGAUGGUUCAUCAUCCUAAAGACAAAUCUAGAACAUUUUACCUAAAUACGUGUAAUCCUAUCGCACCUACUGAAAAAACAUCUGGUUGCAAAAAUAAAUACACUGAAACAUGUGAGAUUGUUGAUGGCACUGAGAUAAAUAUUGGAUCUACUUUAACGCACUUACAGUUGGUCGAAAACGAUAAUAUAAUAAGAGCUACUAUUCAAAAUGGAGCAAAAUGUCGUAUAGGUCAAAAAGAAUCGCAGCGUAUGACGGUCAUUAAUUUUAGUUGCUCCUUUGAAAAUUCUGAUCCUAUAUAUGAUUAUGAGGAUAACUGUACCGUUUAUUUUUCUUGGAAGACUAAAUAUGCUUGUCCUUAUUAUAUUGCUUCAACUUGUAAUUCGGAUCACAAACAGAUUCAUAACUGUAAAAUGACUGUGGAGGGGCAGAACUUCGAAUUCGAUGCCCCUAAACCCAUUGGUGAAAAUUUAGUUUUUCAGUUUAACCUAUGUGGGGAAGUCAUUGAAAAAGAAGCUCCGUGUAUGAGAGGCUUUUCUGUGAUAAUGAAAAAUUUAAGUGAGCCCAAUGUAAAACGAAGAAUUGUGUCCCUCGGAAAAUUAUCCAAUGUAUCCAUAAAUAAUAAAACUUUAGUAUUUGAAUACAACACAGGCCAUUAUUGCGAGUAUGGUGACUACAAAAGUGAAAUUCGCGUGGAAUGUUCCGAUAUUGAGUACGAACCAAUCGUGGCCGAUCAUCAAAAAAAAUGCCACUAUAUAUUUUUAUGGAGAACGAAAUAUGGAUGUCCAUUGCCCAAACAGACGAUCGAAAGUAAAAGAACAAAUUUUAAUGUUUCAUCUCAGGCAAAUCUAACGGUCACCACUUGUUUAGUUACCAGUCAGCUCAAUAAUUUCGAGCUCAAUUUACAAAAUGUUUCUAGUACAUUUUUGAAACACGAGCAAUGUCCAAAUAGGGUUGAGUUCAACAAAACAUCAAAGUUUGUAAAGUUAUAUUAUUCAAGUGUUGAUAUAUGCCGAUCAGUUCCUUCUACAAAUAUAUCUUACCAAGUAUACCUUAUCUGCCAAUACGAUAACGUUGUGAUACCAAAGAACAAUGACUGUCAAUUCUAUUUCGGCUACAACAAGAUGGAAUAUUGCAAUUUCUUCGAGAGGGAAAAUAAUGAUAGUAAUGUUGGUUUGAUUGUAGGAUCGUCAAUAGGUUGUUUAUUUGCAUUUGCUGCAAUAGCAGGAAUAAGUUUUUGGAAAAGGAGACGUUGCGUAUUCUAUAUCAACAGAGACGAAUUGAUAAACAUAUAUGAACGGAAUACCGAGUUGUAAAUGGACUUGGCCUUUAAAGAAAAGAUAUAUUAAUUGAGAAUAUCCCAGUGUCACUGUGAUUUGUUGGGUCUCGAACUAAGAGAUACCAAAUUAUACAUACAAAGCUUUACAGAUAGUUUUUAUGAGUCGAAUUUUAGUUUAGGUAACUAAGCCGUAUUAUUUAAUAUUUUUGUAGAUAAACCUAAAAGUAUUAUUUGUCAAGAUUUACCCGACGGUAAUUGCCAAAGCAGCAUUUCCUUAUUGUUUCUUUUUAAAUAGGUCGUACAUAAAAGUCCGUAUAAUGGAUAUGACGAAUUUUUUAGGAUAUAUUGCCUUUUUUAUUGUAGUUAAUAGUUUUUUUUGUACAACAGGGUUUAUUUCACGAUUUAAUUUUUAAGUUAGUUCCUAAUAUCUCUGAAAGAGUUCAUUGUGUUCUCGUUUUUCUUUAAAGCUAUGUUAAAAAAUGGCUAAUUCUAGUUUUUAGAUUAAUAAAUAAUACUUUUUUACGCGUAACUACUAUUGUUUUAAGAAUAUUUAGUUUGUUGCAAUGUGCCGUCCCUUUAAUUUAGUUUAGACUUUAAUUUAGUUAGGACUGGAUUUUGGAAAAAUCUCGUUUGGUUAUAGAUAAAUUUCUUUCUCAUCAUAUUAAACUAUAUGUUUGUAUGUAGAUGAUAUUAUCUUUGAAAUUUUAAAUUCAUGGUUAUAAAUAAAUUUUUCGAAAAAUAUAUUUUUUACAUAAUUAUAGUAAAAAUAUAAAUUUUACAGCUUACUAAAUCAUGAUUUUUAACAGGGCAUAUAUUUUGCUUUAUAGAUUUUAGUUUUAGUAAUAAUUUCAAUUUUUUUAAAAUUUUCUCCUGUGAUUUUAUCGUUUUCGAGUUAAACCUAUUUACUUUGAAUAGAUCAAUUGGUUAACCAAGCUUUAAUUUAAUAAAUGUAUUUUGUUUUUGGCAAUGUUAAUUCUAGUGGAUUUAAAAACAGUGUUCCUUUAAAAAAAAAUUAGACAUUUGUUAUCCAUACUUUGACAAACUCUAUAUAUUAGUGUUUCAUUAAUUUAAUCGUUUAACAUUUUCAAGCUAUUAAAUUAAAACUUUUUAUUAUGUUUAGCAUUUUUUAGUGUGAGAGAGAAAUUUUGUAAAGGCAUUACCAUAGGACUGACGUCACUAGUGCAAUCUUUACUAAAAUUAAUAACCUGUUAUAGAUGUUGCCAAUUCGGUCAUAUUAACAUACUGGACUGAUCAUCACAAUUAUUGUGAAGACUACAGAAACAUUUUUGUGAAAUUUAACAGCAAAAUGUUAAGUAGAUGUAAGGCAGAGAUUUCCGUUGCAGCAUGAAUAGAUCCAUAUGGUUCUAUGGGGUUUUAUUCCGAUGGACUGGCGCACGGCCUACAUUGCUUACACAGCGUUUCAAAGCACUUGAAGGCUAUAUUAUUACCUAUUUCAAAACUCUGUCUACUCUUUUAAGUAGUUGAACUUCUGGCUCUAAGUCACUCCAAAUUGAACCAUUUGCAAUGGUCAUUCGCCCUAUAAUCAUAAAAGUAUUUUCCUUAUGCAAAUCAACAAAAUGCCAAAACAAGUUUGCUUAAAUUAAUCGCAACCCUUGAUUUGUAAAUGUUCGGUAAUUUCACUUAGCUUUCCUAAAAAAAAAAGUAUAAAUAUGAAUUCAAGAUAGUGGCGUAUCUUUCUUAGGGCACUCUACUAAUCCACAGUUUAUACCCUUAUUUGAAGGGCUUACAACUACAUAUUAAAUUCUCGAAUGUCAUUUCUUGGGGGCGAGCAAUCCAAAUCCAGCAACUAAAUUCUAUAUUCCCAUAAAUGUUUUUCACAGAGUAAAGAUUCAAAAACAUUUUUUUAACUCAUUAGAAAACCAAAAGUAAAAACACUCAACAGUUGAAGGACGGUUGAAACUGAGAAACUGUUUUCUUGAAACUGGUUAUCGAUAGCGUAGAGUUUUUCAAAUUACAAAGGUUCCAUUGCCUUUAAGUACGGAAUGUACUUAUAGUGGUUCUCUAGGAAGUUUUACGGUUUUAGGUGAUUUUUAUUAAAGCUUAUUUACACUUGUUUUAAUUAAUUUCUAGUGGGCUUGGUAAUGUUGCAUAAAUUUUAGAAUAAGGAAUUGUUUUUUUUUUAAAUUUAUUUAACUUAUUUUCUCGUCGGUUAUUUAAUUCUAUUUUUUAUUAGUUAUAUUAUUCUAAUUAGGAUUAAAUUUAUUUUUAUGUUUUUUAAGGCAAAUCUAGGAUUAUCCUUUUAUUUUAUUAAAAUUAGGUCUUCAUUGAGUUGUUGAAGUCGGGUAAAAUGUUAUAUUUUUUAGAAUAAGAAAUUGUUUUUGUUUUUAUUUAUUUUCUCUACCUUAAUCUAUUUAUUUAUUAGUUUGUUUAAUUAAUUUGAAUAAUAAAUUAUUACUUUAUUUAUAUAAUGCAUAGUAAUAAUAGAAUAUGCCUUUAAGUAUGUUAUUUUUAUUAAUAAAUAAUGGAUAGAC